AUUAAUUAGCCUAUUUGAUUAUUAAGAUAAUGGAUGAGCUAAGAAGGAGAGCUUUACAACGAGAAGAACUUGAAAAAGAAGCAGCCAGGGAACAAGACGACUCUCCAGCAGCAGAAGAGGAUUUCCUAGAAGUAGAAGACCCUCUACUGGAGAUACCAGUGGGAGACAAACACUAUGACAAGAGGAAGAGCGUACUCCGUAGAACUACCUCUGAAGCUGCGUUAGGGUUCUUCAUUCAUUUGUGUCUCCUGAUAUACUGUACUGGUGUCAACGUGUAUGACUCCACUGCUUAUAAGAAGUGCAAGGAAAAGGACCUUGCUUAUGACGGCCACGAUAAUUUUGGUUGGCGUUUUAAGUACCUCACAUUUUUGACCAUGUGGGGACUGUUCUUAUAUUUCUUCAUAGCAUUCUUUACUGAUAUAGUUCCCCAGUCAUUGGCUAAAGUUAUGCUACAUAGAUUUACUGAUUGGCUCUUCACUACAGUGGUCUGGCCCUUUGCCUGUAUCGAGGUGAUUCUGUUUUGGACCAUGAUGACCAUUGAUCCUAAUUUAUUGAAACGUCAUGAAAUAUAUGAUAUUUGUGUUCCUCCACUCCUUGAUCAUGCCCUGCACACUUUCCCUAUUAUUGUUGUACUGCUGGAGGCUUUGUUGGUCUAUCACAGAUACUCAAGUAAUCUGGUAGCUGCUUUUUCAAUAUUUUCAGCAACUACAGGAUAUUUCAUUUGGAUUCUUAUAGUAUUUACUAAAAUUAACAAAUGGCCGUAUGCUUUCAUGUAUCACUUGAAUCCAGUGGCAUUUAUUAUUUUCAUGUUUGGCUGUACUAUUUUUGGUGGAUGCAUUUAUGCCAUUGGUAGGAUCAUUGCGUCAUUUAGAUGGAGAGAGCGGUUUAUGAUACUGAAAGAGUUAGCCGAAGAUGGUGAUGAAUCAUUAGACGAAGAUGAAGAUUAGAAUUAUAUAAAUCAUAAUACAUAAUAGAUACUAAAAUAGGAAUCAUUACUUUCAAUUUUAAAAAAUAAAAUAUUACGCCUAAAAUCAGUGAGGCUGCAAAGUAUA
Amphimedon queenslandica is the source of this 1052-nucleotide messenger RNA. Its product is annotated as androgen-dependent TFPI-regulating protein-like. The transcript is spliced from 6 exons. Gene Ontology annotation, cellular component: endomembrane system; membrane. Bases 30 to 947 code for a protein of 305 amino acids. Lineage: Eukaryota; Metazoa; Porifera; Demospongiae; Haplosclerida; Niphatidae. The record is from RefSeq and is a predicted model, not a curated record.